AUGUUACCACCAAUAUUAAGGGCUCCCGAUUAUUGCAACUCUUUAGUUCGCAGAUUACAUCAAUGUCGACAGAAGGGCGAGCUUCUGGAUUGUAGUAUUCGCGUGGAUACUGGGAAUGGUUAUACUAAGCAUAUCCUUGUACAUCAAAUAAUAAUACACUGUUCCAGCAAUAUUUUGAAGAAGCAACCGUGUGUUAUGAUAAAAAAGACUGGUUUGCAAGAGGUCAAUUUAAAUUUAAAAUCCAAUGAUGAAGUGAAUUGUCUAGAAGCUCUGAUCAGUUUCAUGUAUACUGGAUCACUCGAAACAACUAACUGCGAACCACAGAUUCUCAAACGAUUGGCGAUGCUAUACGGAAUUCAUGAAGUGUUUAAUCUGGUACAGUCGGUUAGCCAGGAUACGCUGUCACUAAUACAUUCAUCGGAUUUAUACACACCGACAAUUAUUUCAUUUCCAACAGUGAAAGAAUGGAUACAUCAUCUUAUGCAAAGUAUGCAGUCGGCAUACGGCAAUAUAUUAUUUCCGAACAGCGGCAUAGUCUUUCAUGCUUCCACGGAAAAUGUCAGAAACCCAAGGCAAAGGCAACGUGCACUGGAUUCAUCAACAUGGUUACAAAGUUUUCUCGAUGAAGCAACAAUAACUUGUAUCACUGAAGAUAUGGAGCUACGGCGUAAACCGAUCAGACUUACUCCAAGUAAUGAUAUAGGAGAACAUAAAAAUGAGGUGAUCUUACCCAGCAGUGACCGUGAAGGCUGGUGUCGAAAUAAGAAAUAUAUUGAGCGAAUUCCAUCUGGCUACAUGUGCACCGUAUGCCAAAAAGUAUAUGGUCGCUAUAACUCAGUAUCGUACCAUGUUACAAUUUAUCACCGUAACCCACCAAUACGAUGUGAUGAAGAAGGUUGCAAGUUUAGUACCCGUGAAGCGCGUUACAUUCAUUUCCACAAAUUUUAUCGACAUCACGUACCAUUGCCUGAAAAUAUUGAUUUAGGUUCCCGUAAGUGUGUCUUAUGUAGGCACAUAUCAAAAAGCCCGGCUAUGUUGGAGAAGCACAUAAGCCGCCAUCUACAAUACUGUAUGAAAAUUGGGAAAGACUAUCAAUGUCCGCAGUGCGAGAAGCAAGCAAGUUCACAGCAGGAAAUGUUGAAUCAUAUGGUAAUGCAUGCUGAACAGGAAGAGUCAAGCUUCCAAUGCAAGCAUUGCAGAUAUAAAGGACAAACAGAAAGAUCACUCCGGCAACAUAUACUCUUCAAACAUACUUCCGAUAUGUUCUCCAGAAAAUUUACAUGUAACCAUUGUCUUUAUGCCUCUGUGGAUUCGGUCAGUCUCGCCGCACACUGUAAAAAGAUGCAUCCGAAGCAGCAGCAUUAA
Molecule: messenger RNA, 1365 nt
Organism: Cercopithifilaria johnstoni
Lineage: Eukaryota; Metazoa; Nematoda; Chromadorea; Rhabditida; Onchocercidae
Source: the annotation of a GenBank genome assembly